This is a messenger RNA of Brassica napus (rape), 445 nucleotides long. RefSeq lists its product as uncharacterized. NCBI's taxonomy places the organism in Eukaryota, Viridiplantae, Streptophyta, Magnoliopsida, Brassicales, Brassicaceae. The record is from RefSeq and is a predicted model, not a curated record. Bases 1 to 303 code for a protein of 100 amino acids. The transcript has a single exon.
AUGGGAAUUAAACUCAGCCGUGAUCAUUCAACUUCAGCAAUCCACGACAACGAUCAUCACCAAGAUCUUGAAGACCAGAAGAUGAAGACGAAGAUUGGUGACGGUACGAGUCAAAAUCAAUCAAUCAACUUCAAGAUUCCACUUCAUUAUCCAAAGUAUACAAAGAGUGAUUAUGAGAAAAUGCCAGAGUGGCAAUUGGAUCAGCUUUUGAGAGAGUAUGGCUUGCCGAUCAUCGGAGACUCCAACGAGAAGAGGAAGUUUGUCAUCGGGGCUUUUCUCUGGUCGCCGGAGAAGGAUCACUAGAUGUUAUGAUCUGUGUAAGGCAUACUGUCCUUAUUAUAGUGUCUUACCCAAAAGAAACUUGUUAUAUAUGGUGAUUGUUUCUUUUUGUACUGGUUUAAAUAAAUGCUAACACAUGAUUGAAAAACAUCAUCUUAGAUGAAAA